Rubroshorea leprosula is the source of this 461-nucleotide messenger RNA. The record is from the annotation of a GenBank genome assembly. NCBI's taxonomy places the organism in Eukaryota, Viridiplantae, Streptophyta, Magnoliopsida, Malvales, Dipterocarpaceae.
UCAACUCAACACCAAAAUCUCUCUUAUUUCCCUUGUUUUCUUCGAAUUUGAAAUGGCUCGCACCAAGCAGACCGCUAGAAAAUCAACGGGCGGUAAGGCGCCGUGGAAGCAGCUGGCCACAAAGGCUGCUCGGAAGUCGGCACCGGCCACCGGAGGUGUGAAGAAGCCACACCGCUUCAGGCCUGGAACCGUGGCUCUGAGGGGGAUCAGGAAGUACCAGAAGAGCACUGAACUUUUGAUCUGAAAGCUUCCGUUCCAGAGGCUGGUGAGAGAGAUUGCUCAGGGUUUCAAGACUGAUUUGAGGUUCCAAAGCAGUGCGGUUGCGUCGCUUCAGGAGGCAGCUGAGGCGUACCUUGUGGGGCUCUUUGAGGACACUAACCUCUGCUAUUCAUGCCAAGAGAGUCACCAUCAUGCCUAAGGAUAUUCAAAAGUAGAGGGACCAAAAAAUGGCAAAAUUUUUA